UAGGGCCAGGAUGUUUGAGCUUUAAAUGGUGAUGUCAGGCAAUUUAAUUAGGUCAAGAAAAUAUCAAAAUCAAAGAUAGAGGAAUCAUAAGAGCGACAAAUCUCUUUAUCCUUGGUUUGCUUCUCCUUAAAAAGCAAAAUGGAGGCCAAACAACUCCUAGAUUUUCUCUAUGUUCAUUUCUGAAUCUGUUUCAGCCACCAUUGUUUCUGUCUCAUAAAUAUAAACUCCAAACCAAACUGCAACGAUGGAUGCAUUGGAUGAAGCAGACGAACCACUCACCCCAACCGGAAGAAUGUUACUUAACCCAGAAAUGGAUCAAAUCAUCCAUUCCGUAAUCGGCGUCGAUUGUCCUAUUGACGUACAAUCAGUUAAAGACGAAAUCUCCAAAUCCGUCAUGAUUCAACACCCCAGAUUCUCCAGCCUCCUCGUCCGCGACGACCACGGCCGCGAACGCUGGCGCAAGAUCCAAGUCGAAAUCGACCGACACAUCAUCGUUCACCAACGACCCAUCACCGGAGAUUCUCUUUCAGGUUUGACCGACGAAGAAGCGGUCAACGAAUACAUCGCCGAUCUAGCAGUUUCCUCUCCUCUCAGCACCGACAAACCCCUCUGGGAGGUUAACAUUUUAUUGGCUCACAAAUGCGCCGUCCUACGCGUCCACCAUGCGCUCGGUGAUGGGGUUUCUCUCGUCUCCCUUUUUCUCUCUUGUUGCCGCCGUGCGGAUGACCCGUCUCAGCUUCCGACAAUUUUAACCGUCGGAGAAGGGUCGUCGUCGUCGUCGUCGACCGCGGGUUCUAAUCUGAGUCUGGGGAGGUUAUUGAAGACGGUCUGGCUAACGGCUCUGUAUGUAUUGGAGUUUGUCCUGAGAAGUUUAUUUCUCAAGGACAAAAGGACCGUCAUGAGCGGAGGCGACGGCGUUGAGCAUUGGCCACGGAAGGUAGCUACCGCCAAGUUUAAUCUCGAGGAUAUGAAAGCGGUCAAAAGAGCCGUCACCGGUUCGACAAUUAACGACGUGCUUCUCGCCGUGAUCUCGUCCGGCCUGUCCAAAUAUCUUCAACACCGAUCUCCAAAAGCUGUUGAAGAGGGCCUUCGAAUUACUGGGGUUGCCUUUGUUAACCUUAGGAAACAGCCCGGCUUGCAGGAGCUAUCGAAUUUGAUGAAUAAGAAGUCGGGAUCGAGGUGGGGAAACAAGUUUGGAAUUGUUCUCUUGCCCCUUCAUUACCACACCGAUGUGACUGACCCUUUGCAACAUGUUCGUCGGACCAAGGCAAUGGUGGAUAAUAAGAAACUGUCUAUGGAGGCUUGGUUCUCUUAUAUACUUGCCCAUCUAGUCACCUACUGUUUUGGAUCAAAGGUUGCGACCAAGUUGAUUAAGAGUGUCGUGAACAACACAACUUUCACGAUAUCGAAUGUGUAUGGGCCACAAGAAGUUCUAACAUUUGCAGGACACACCAUAACCUACAUGAGGGUCAACACCUCUAGCCUUUCUCAUGCAACCACAAUGCACAUGUUGAGUUACGCGGGCAAGGCAGAGUUGCAAAUCCUGGUGGCAAAAGACAUCAUCCCUGAUCCUCAUGUGCUUGCCAAUUUGUUCGAGAAUGCCCUUCUAGAAAUGAAGGAAGCUGCUUUAGAGCAAGCCGAGUAGAAGUUAUCAAAUGUACCAUUUAGUUUACUCGUGCUACUACAAACUGAUGUAAAACCAAUUGAUCUAGGGUUUGUUGUUGUGUUAGUAGUUGGUGUAGAACACAUGACAAGCUCACAUGCAUUUUCAACUUUCAUAGUAGAAGGUGGAAAAACAUUGACUUGGUCUAUUGGUUCUUCAUUGGUAGUUGAUUUGAUCUAUGUCCGGUUAUGAUUAUUGAUUCCAUAAUGUCAUUGAGGUGA
Molecule: messenger RNA, 1884 nt
Organism: Impatiens glandulifera
Lineage: Eukaryota; Viridiplantae; Streptophyta; Magnoliopsida; Ericales; Balsaminaceae
Product: wax ester synthase/diacylglycerol acyltransferase 5-like
Exons: 6
Coding region: 245-1645 (466 amino acids)
Biological process (GO): triglyceride biosynthetic process
Cellular component (GO): plasma membrane
Molecular function (GO): long-chain-alcohol O-fatty-acyltransferase activity; diacylglycerol O-acyltransferase activity
Source: RefSeq, a predicted model, not a curated record